Messenger RNA from Knipowitschia caucasica, 1260 nucleotides. The record is from the annotation of a GenBank genome assembly. Lineage: Eukaryota; Metazoa; Chordata; Actinopteri; Gobiiformes; Gobiidae.
AUGGACAAUCGCCAGAAGCGGCUUACAGAGGCCCUACAGGGCAAUGAUCAAGGUGAAGCUGCUGAAAGGGUAAAGGAGUAUUUGGAUGAUCUACAGAACAUUCCUUUAGUCAUUGCAAUCACUGGAGAGUCUGUCUCUGGUAAGUCCACCUUUGUCAACGCUCUCAGAGGAAUAGACAACAAAGACGAGGAAGCUGCUCCCACGGGUGUCGUGGAAACAACUAUGGAGCCAACUGAGUACAGCCUCCCAAAAAACUGCCAUAUUAAACUAUGGGACCUCCCUGGUGUUGGCACAACCAAGUUUACAGCAGAAGAGUUUGAGAAGUUUGACUUCUUCAUCAUUAUCUCCAGUGAACGUUUCAAAGAUAAUGAUGCAAAACUGGCUCAAGAAAUAAAUAAGAUGGGAAAGAAAUUCUACUUUGUUCGAUCCAAGAUUGACAACAGCAUCCGAGAUCAAAAACGGAGCCAGAGAGAUUUUACUGAAGAAAAAACACUUCAACGAAUCAGAAACGACUGCACUAAAGAGCUUCAGAAGCUGGGGAUGUCUCCAAAAGUGUUCCUGAUCUCCAGCUUCAAGUUGCACCUUUACGAGUUCAAUGAUUUAUGGGAAACUUUGGAGAAGGAGCUGCCUGCCCUUCAGCGAGAUGCUCUGCUCCGGGCUCUGCCUAACGUUUCAGAGCAGUUGUGUCGAUACAAAGGAUAUAACUUUGCCGCUGGGUGGACCACUCCUGAGUACCUCGACUCACUUCAGGCGUUUGAGGUCAGGGACAGUGACGUAUUCCUGGUCACUUACCCCAAGUCAGGCACGGUGUGGACCCAGCAGAUCCUCAUCUCCAUCUGUGAGUUGAGUGGAGGCCUGAAUGACUAUCCCAACAACCUGGAGCAGAUGCCCUGGCUGGAGUACACCGAGGGCCGGCCGGACUACGCCCUCAGACCCUCCCCAAGACUGUUUGCCUCCCACCUGCCCCCAGCACUCAUGCCCCUGGGGCUGAGGGACAAGAGGGCCAAGAUUAUUUAUGUAAUGCGGAACCCAAAGGACAACGUUGUGUCUUAUUACCACUUCAGUAAAGUGUUCAAUGACCUGGAGAAUCCAAACAGCUUUGAGGAGUUCUUGGAAAAGUAUUUAGCAGGAAACGUGGGAGCAUCGUCCUGGUUCGAUCACAUCCGUCUGUGGCUUUCUGUCCGGGACCAGUUCAACAUUCUCUACCUGACCUACGAGGACAUGAUACUGGUGAGAUUAAAGUUACAGUCUAUGGAUUAA